AUGUCUGAUUCAUCACCUACUAUCAAUUUCAUUAAUUUCAAUCAAACCGGAACGUGCAUCUCCCUUGGGACAUCAAAAGGUUUCAAGAUAUUCAAUUGUGAGCCCUUCGGGAAAUUUUAUUCGGAGGACAGUGGUGGCUAUGCUAUCGUUGAGAUGCUUUUCUCCACGUCGUUGUUGGCUUUGGUCGGGAUAGGUGAUCAACCUGCACUUUCACCAAGGAGGUUGCGCAUAAUAAACACUAAAAAACAUUCUAUAAUCUGUGAGGUGACUUUUCCCACGUCUAUCCUGAGUGUAAAGAUGAAUAAGUCUCGACUAGUGGUGCUUUUGCAAGAGCAGAUUUAUAUUUACGAUAUCAACACUAUGAGAUUAUUGCAUACUAUAGAAACGAACCCCAACCCACGUGGCCUUAUGGCCACCUCACCUUCAGUGGCUAAUAGCUACCUCGUGUAUCCAUCGCCACCAAAGGUUAUCAACUCAGAAAUCAAGGCUCACGUCACUACAAACAAUGUCACACUAUCCGUUGGUGGUAACACGGAAACCGCUUUCAAGAGAGACCAGCAGGACAUCGGCCAUAAUGAUAUCAACGACUUGGAUCAGUAUUCAAGCUUUUCUAAGAAGGAUGAUGCAGAUCCAGCAAGCAGUAACGGCGGCAACAGCAGCAUAAUAAAGAAUGGCGAUGUGAUUGUGUUCAACUUGGAGACAUUACAACCCACCAUGGUCAUCGAAGCUCACAAAGGUGAAAUUGCGGCGAUGGCAGUCAGUUUUGACGGGACAUUAAUGGCCACGGCUUCUGAUAAGGGCACUAUUAUCAGAGUGUUUGAUAUCGAAACGGGUGAUAAGAUCUAUCAAUUUAGGAGGGGGACCUACGCGACGAGGAUCUACUCCUUAUCAUUCAGUGAAGACAGCCAAUACUUGGCGGUUACAGGCUCCUCCAAAACCGUACAUAUCUUCAAAUUAGGGCACUCGGUGAGCAACAACAAACUGGACAGCGACGAUAGUAAUAUGGAAGAAGCCACGGCCGAUGAUUCAUCAAUGGAUACCAACAGUAUCGACGCAUUCAGUGAUGAAGAAACCCCGACAAGACUCGCAAGAGAACCGUACGUGGAUGCGUCAAGAAAAACGAUGGGUAGGAUGAUACGUUAUUCCUCUCAGAAACUAUCCCGAAGAGCCGCCAGAACACUGGGACAGAUCUUUCCCAUUAAAGUCACCUCGCUAUUGGAAUCAUCGCGCCAUUUUGCAUCUUUGAAACUUCCCGUCGAAGCGAAUUCUCAUGUGAUGACCAUAUCCAGUAUCGGCUCUCCUAUAGAUAUAGACACGUCCGAGUAUCCGGAACUAUUCGAAACAGGCAGUUCCGCAGGUACAGAGCCCUAUCAUGACCCCAUUAUGAGGAUGAUCCCCAUCAGAGUAGUCUCCUCGGACGGAUACUUAUACAACUUUGUCAUGGACCCGGAAAGAGGCGGCGACUGCUUAAUAUUAUCACAAUACUCCAUAUUAAUGGAUUGA
This is a messenger RNA of Saccharomyces kudriavzevii IFO 1802, 1503 nucleotides long. It is a transcript of the gene ATG18, whose product is annotated as phosphoinositide binding protein ATG18. The record is from RefSeq and is a predicted model, not a curated record. Gene Ontology annotation, molecular function: phosphatidylinositol-3,5-bisphosphate binding; protein binding; phosphatidylinositol-3-phosphate binding. Lineage: Eukaryota; Fungi; Ascomycota; Saccharomycetes; Saccharomycetales; Saccharomycetaceae. Bases 1 to 1503 code for a protein of 500 amino acids. Gene Ontology annotation, biological process: nucleophagy; protein lipidation; autophagy of mitochondrion. The transcript has a single exon. Gene Ontology annotation, cellular component: extrinsic component of membrane; cytosol; phagophore assembly site membrane.